GGCCGCCGCGUCCUCGCUGCCCCGGGCCGGGCGGGCGGGCGCCGAGAGCCUCCCAGCCCGCCCCGUGCCCCGCCCGCCCGGCUGCUUCCGCGGCGGCGCUGCCCGCACAUGGGCUAGGCUGCCAGGAUGUUCAGCUUCGAAGGCGACUUCAAGACGCGGCCCAAGGUGUCCCUUGGCGGCGCGAGCAGGAAGGAGGAAAAGGCUUCUCUUUUACAUCGUACUCAGGAAGAAAGAAGAAAGAGAGAGGAAGAAAGGCGAAGGUUGAAAAAUGCAAUAAUUAUCCAGUCAUUUAUUCGAGGCUAUAGAGACAGAAAACAGCAAUAUUCCAUCCAAAGAAGUGCAUUUGAUCGCUGUGCUACCUUGUCACAGUCCGGGGGCGCUUUUCCCAUUGCUAAUGGCCCCAACCUUACCCUUUUGGUAAGGCAGCUUCUGUUUUUUUACAAACAAAAUGAAGACUCAAAACGUUUGAUAUGGCUGUAUCAGAACUUAAUUAAACACAGCUCUCUGUUUGUCAAGCAGUUGGAUGGAUCUGAGAGACUUACAUGCUUAUUUCAGAUAAAAAGAUUGAUGAGCCUCUGUUGCAGGUUGCUGCAAAACUGUAAUGAUGACAGUUUGAAUGUUGCACUUCCAAUGAGAAUGCUUGAAGUAUUUUCGUCUGAGAGUACUUACUUGCCUGUUUUACAAGAUGCUAGCUAUGUGGUGUCAGUGAUUGAACAAAUUUUGCACUACAUGAUUCACAAUGGGUAUUAUAGGUCUCUCUAUUUGUUGAUUAACAGCAAGCUUCCAUCAAGUAUUGAAUAUUCUGAUUUAUCUCGAGUUCCUAUAGCAAAAAUUUUGCUAGAGAAUGUUCUAAAACCAUUGCACUUUACUUACAACUCCUGUCCAGAAGGUGCGAGGCAACAAGUUUUUACAGCCUUCACAGAGGAGUUUCUGGCAGCACCUUUUACAGAUCAGAUUUUUCAUUUCAUCAUUCCGGCGCUUGCAGAUGCGCAGACCGUUUUCCCUUACGAGCCCUUUCUGAAUGCACUGUUGUUAAUAGAGAGUAGAUGUUCAAGAAAGAGUGGUGGAGCACCCUGGCUUUUCUAUUUCGUUUUAACUGUUGGCGAAAAUUAUUUGGGGGCCCUCUCUGAGGAAGGGCUGCUGGUGUAUUUGCGGGUGCUGCAGACCUUCCUCUCUCAGUUACCAGUCUCUCCUGCCAGCGCGAGCUGUCACGACUCAGCCAGUGACUCUGAGGAGGAGAGUGAAGAAGCCGACAAGCCCUCAAGCCCGGAGGAUGGCAGACUGUCAGUAUCAUACGUAACAGAGGAGUGCCUGAAGAAGCUGGACACAAAGCAGCAGACCAACACCCUGCUCAACCUGGUGUGGAGGGACUCUGCGAGCGAGGAGGUCUUCACCACCAUGGCCUCCGUCUGCCACACGCUGAUGGUGCAGCACCGCAUGAUGGUACCCAAAGUCAGGCUUCUCUACAGUUUAGCCUUUAAUGCCAGGUUUCUGAGACAUCUUUGGUUUCUAAUAUCUUCCAUGUCAACACGGAUGAUCACAGGGUCUAUGGUACCGUUGCUUCAGGUGAUAUCCAGGGGUUCUCCUAUGUCUUUUGAAGAUUCUAGUCGAAUCAUCCCACUCUUUUACCUUUUUAGCUCCUUGUUUAGUCAUUCACUAAUUUCCAUACAUGAUAAUGAAUUCUUCGGUGAUCCCAUAGAAGUUGUAGGUCAAAGACAAUCAUCAAUGAUGCCUUUUACUUUAGAAGAGCUGAUAAUGUUGUCUCGAUGCCUUCGAGAUGCAUGCCUGGGGAUCAUCAAGUUGGCUUAUCCAGAAACCAAGCCAGAAGUUCGAGAAGAAUAUAUUACAGCAUUUCAGAGUAUUGGAGUUACUACUAGCUCUGAAAUGCAACAAUGCAUACAGAUGGAACAGAAAAGAUGGAUUCAGUUAUUUAAGGUUAUCACCAAUCUAGUGAAAAUGUUGAAGUCCAGAGACACGAGGAGAAAUUUUUGUCCUCCAAACCACUGGCUGUCAGAACAAGAAGAUAUUAAAGCAGAUAAGGUCACUCAGCUCUACGUGCCAGCAUCCAGACAUGUGUGGAGGUUCCGGCGGAUGGGGAGGAUAGGCCCGCUGCAGUCCACCCUGGACGUGGGUUUGGAGUCCCCGCCGCUGUCUGUGUCUGAGGAAAGACAGCUUGCUGUCCUGACAGAGUUGCCUUUUGUGGUUCCAUUUGAGGAACGAGUAAAGAUCUUUCAGAGGUUGAUUUAUGCAGAUAAGCAAGAAGUUCAAGGAGAUGGUCCAUUUCUGGAUGGAAUUAAUGUCACAAUAAGAAGAAAUUACAUUUAUGAAGAUGCUUAUGACAAACUUUCUCCAGAAAAUGAGCCUGAUUUGAAAAAGCGGAUCCGUGUGCACUUGCUCAAUGCCCAUGGCCUGGAUGAAGCUGGCAUUGAUGGUGGUGGUAUUUUCAGAGAGUUUUUAAAUGAACUACUGAAGUCAGGAUUUAACCCCAACCAGGGGUUCUUUAAGACUACUAAUGAAGGGCUUCUGUACCCCAACCCGGCUGCUCAGAUGCUUGUGGGAGAUUCUUUUGCCAGACAUUACUACUUCCUAGGCAGAAUGCUUGGAAAGGCUGGAGUGCUGUGGCGCCAUCUCUGCUCACUGCAAACUCCACCUCUCAGGUUCAAGGGAUUGUCCUGCAUCAGCCUCCUGAACAACAGGUGUGCACCACCACGCCCAGCUAAUUUUUCUAUUUUUAGAAGAGAUGGGGUUUUCCACCAUGUUGUCCAGAAUGGUCUUUAACUCCUGACCUCAAGUGGUCCACCUGCCUUGUCCUACCAAAGUGCUGGGAUUACAAGCGUGAGCCACUGCACCUGGCCUGUUAUUUGCAUUCUUAAAUAAAUUAGAAAUUAAUGUUGCUAUUGUGAUUAAUUUCUGUAAGAAUCAGAGCUAUAAUCAUUUUCAACUUUGUAAUAAAAUUUCUUUGUCUCAUUGGUGGUUCUGUUCUCCGAGAAGCAUAGUGCAUGGAGUCGCCUGUUUUGAGAAGCAGCUUAAUUGAAAAAUCAGUGCCUGCAAAACAGGUGGUGCUUUUAUGACUUCUUUUACAUAACAGUUUUAUUAAAAUAUAACUCACAUUAUGGAAAAUUGAACCUUUUAAAGUGUACAGUUCAGUGGUUUUUAAUAUAUUCACUGUGUUAUGUGACCAUCACCAAUAUCAAACUUGGAAGCAAUGUCAUCAUCCCAAAAAGGAAACGCUAGGUAGUCACUCCCUAUCCUGCCCUUCCUCCCCUAGCCCUGGCCAACCACUAGUCUACUUUCAGUCUGUAUGGAUUUUUUUUUUUUCUAGACAUUUCAUAUAAGUGGAAUCAUUUGUUAUAUCAACUAUAAAUUUGUGACCUUUUGUGAUUGGCUUCUUUGAUUUAGCAUGUUUUCAGGUUUUAUUCAUGUCCUAGUAUGUCAGAGCUUCACUCAUUUUAAGGGCCAAAUCUUAUUUCAUUGUAUGGAUAUACCACACUUUGGGGUUUGUUUUGUUCAUUUUGAAACAGGUCUUUCUCUGCCACCUAGGCUGGAGUGCACUGCUACAAACACGGCUCAGUCCUGCGCUUAAGCAGGCCUCCUGCUUUCAGCCUCCCGAGUAGCUGGGACCACCGUUGCUUGCUACCACACCUGCCUAAUUAUUUCAUUUUAUCGUAGAGGCAGGGUCUUGCCAUGUUGCCCAGGCUGGUCUUGAACUCCUGGCGUCAAGCAAUCCUCCUGCCUCAACCUCUCAAAAGGCUAGAAUUACAGGUGUGAGCCACCACACCCAGUCACCGCAUUUUGUUUACUUACUCAUCCCAGGCUGGAGUGCAGUGGUGCAUUUGCAUUGGGAAUUUGCAUUGUUUCCACCUUUUAGCUAUUGUGAAUAAUGUUACUGCAAACAUUUGUAUACAAGCUGUUAUUUGGACAUAGGUUUUUUGUUUUUCUUGGGCAUAUACCUAGACAUGGAAGUGUUAGGUCAUACAGUACUCCACGUCAAAGUGUCUGCAACCUUUUACAAUCCCGCCAACAAUUUGUGAAGGUUUCAGUGACUCCACAUCGUUGUCAGCACUUACUUAGUGUUGUCUUUUUCAUUACAGCCGUUCUAGUGGGUGGGAAUUGGUAUCUCAUUGUGGUUUUAAUUUCCCUGGUGACUAAUAAUGUUGACCAUCUUUUCAUGUGCUUCAUGACUUCUGUUGAGAAAUGUCUAUUCAAGUCCAUUGCGUAUUUUUUUAUUGGAUUGUCUUUUAUUAUUAAGUCCCUGCAAUGCAAUGAAUUAUGAAAUUUAUAUUCUCUGAGGAAGCUGAAACAUUGUCAGAUAAAUGAUUUGCAAGUAUUUUCUUCCUUCUCUGGAUUGUCUCUUCACUUUCAUGAUGAUUUCCUUUGAAGAACGAACAUUUUUAAUUUUGAAGUCUAACGUGUUUUUUUCUUUUAUUGCUUGUUUUUGAUGUCUUAUCCAUUCCCUGACCUAAAAUCACAAAGAUUUACACCUGUAUGUUCUUCUGACAGUGUUGUAGUUUUAGCUCUUACAUUUUGGUCUUUGAUCCUUUUUGAGUUAAUUUUUGUAGAUUGUAUGAGUUAGGCAUCCUCAUGUUCUUGGCACCCUUGUUGAAAAUUAGUUGACCGUACACGUAACACUCUGGGUCUGCCCUUAUGCAAUAUGGUCUUGAUUACUGUAGCUUUGCAGUAUGGGGUGUGUGUGUAUUUAUUAAUAGCAGAUGGGAGUAGAACCGCAGCCUUGUUAAGUAGGGAUAAUGGGAAGGAAUCAGUCUAUCCUGGAUAUAGAAUAAUUCCCCUUUAUUUGUGUCUCUUUGAAAUGCAUUGUUGUAGCCCCAGUUAUUUCUUUGUUCAGACUCCCAGUGAUUUUAAGUGCUCUUCAGGUUUGAGAAAGGGCUCCAACAUGACUUCACUACCGUAACGGUAUGUGUUAUAUCAUCAUCUUCAGGCUCACCAUAUUUCAGGUGGCAGAUUUCAGGUGUUGAUUUGAUGUUGAUUUGUGAGUUGGCUUUGGUGGCAGUUUUCAGAUAGCAUCUCUCUCUUUGUUGAUGGUCACACAGCCUACUUCUCAGUUUCAGCUUCCCCUGGAGGAUGUACAUUUCAUAAUUCAUUGUAUGAAAAUCUUUACAAUGGGCCAGGCAUGGUGGAUCACACCUGUAAUCCCAGCACUUUGGGAGGCCUAGGCAGGCGGAUCACCUGAGGUCGGGAGCUCGAGACCAGCCUGACCAACAUGGAGAAACCCCGUCUCUACUAAAAAUACAAAAUUAGCUGGGCAUGGUGGCGCAUGCCUUUAAUCCCAGCUACUCCAGAGGCUGAGGCAGGAUAAUUGCUUGAACCUGGAGGCGGAGGUUGUGGUGAGCCAAGGCCUUACCAUUGCACUCCAGCCUGGCAACAAGAGCAAAACUCUGUCUCAAAUUAAAGAAAAGAAAAGAAAAUCUUUACAAUGAAAUCCCUUAGUUCUUUCUGUUAAAGUGAGCCCAAGAACCUUCUAACUUAAUAUAUAUGUGAAAAUAAAGGUGAGUGUUUUGCUAGACUAACCUGAAAUACUCUAAACUUGGUGGUUUUUACACAGUACAGUCACAGAAGAUAGAGCAAUAAUUUUACCUGCAUGAAUUAAAUCUUAAGAUUAUAUAUUACUUUUUCUUCCUGAAUGUAUAAAUCAUCCAGUCUUGAUUAAUGUAGAAGCUAAUAGUUAUGUAAGUCUGGUGAGGAUAAACUCAUUUCUUCUCUGUUUAUUGACAUAUUGCUUAUAAUUGAAAUUAUUCUGAAGAUGAUGUCAUUGUACAGUUCUGUACUUUGGAAUAUGUAUAUAUUUACAGAAGAUCCAGGGAAGAGAAUUUGUGAUUUUAAACCUUUCUCCCACAAAUGAAGUUUAUGUAAGUUUUAUCUUAUUAAGGCUGUUUAAAAUAAUAAAGUUUAGACCAAUAACAAAACUAGAGUAAUUUGAGGAUGGUAGUUAACUUAGUUUCACAUAUUUAAGACUUCCCUUACAUUACUCUCUGUGUGGAAAUUCCUAAGGGGUUACUAACUUCCAAAACAUAUCUGAUGACCAUCUGAUUACAGAGUUAAACUUUGUGCUAAUGUGCUAAACAUUGCUCAGAUCUAAGUAAGUGUCAUAGUACAGCAGCAGCUGAUAGUGUGGCACCUGAACAUUACAUCUUCAAGAGAAGAAAACUGUAUAUUGAUUGAUUGUGAUAUUUAUUGGGUCAUAAUGUAUUUAAAUUUUCUUUAAUGCAUAUGUUAGUGAUUGUUUACUGUGAUAAAGUGCAAAGAGGUCUUCAAGAGUGAUCCUGCAGAGGAAGAAUUACCUCAUGUCACUGGUCACUUCUCAAUUAAAAGUUCCAUUAGCAAAUGA
This is a messenger RNA of Pan troglodytes (chimpanzee), 6343 nucleotides long. It is a transcript of the gene UBE3C, whose product is annotated as ubiquitin protein ligase E3C. Gene Ontology annotation, molecular function: protein binding; ubiquitin protein ligase activity. The transcript has 19 exons. Gene Ontology annotation, biological process: protein polyubiquitination; ubiquitin-dependent protein catabolic process. Lineage: Eukaryota; Metazoa; Chordata; Mammalia; Primates; Hominidae. The record is from RefSeq and is a predicted model, not a curated record. The coding region runs from base 127 to 2778 and encodes 883 amino acids.